Ixodes scapularis (black-legged tick) is the source of this 516-nucleotide messenger RNA. RefSeq lists its product as uncharacterized. The transcript has 3 exons. NCBI's taxonomy places the organism in Eukaryota, Metazoa, Arthropoda, Arachnida, Ixodida, Ixodidae. The coding region runs from base 1 to 516 and encodes 171 amino acids. The record is from RefSeq and is a predicted model, not a curated record.
AUGCAGAACCUGACCACCUCUGCGUGUCUCCUAGGGAACCUCUCGGUGCCGUUCAAGCGCGCCUACCAAAUGUCCGAGCUGGCAGUGGAUUCCCGUCGCGUCCACGAGAGCGCCGCCAGGGUGCGGAGCGAGCCGUGCGGGGCCUUCGAACGACACGCUCUAGUGGGAGCCUUCCAACUGUCGGGCUACGGCGAACGCAGCGGCACGGCUCCCGGCGUCGUCCAGGACCUCCUUGUCCGGGAUUCCUUCUUCAGGGGAUCGAGGUGGAUGGUGCAGCUGUCCUGGACCGAGAUGGGCGCCUACGGAGACGCGAGCACUGCGGGCUUCUUGGACAUCCGGUGCAGCCAGCACGCCAACCAGCUCGAGGAGAGCUUCGAAGAGGCCAUCAGGAUACGGAAGGCGGACCUGCUUCGGGGGUCUCUAAGUCCCCAAGCGCCGAACAAGAAGCACGAGCUGCUGAUCAAGACUACCUCAGCCUGGACUGGCAAGUCUGGUGUACUGAGCUACCAGGGGUAG